AUGGCUACGAGCAUGGAGCUAAUUGAUGGUCGUGUUAUUGAACUUCUGGAUCAUGGGAUUGUUCGUUUUGGUCAUGAGCGAGUUUGUAAUGAAGAGGAGUUCGACGAGUGGACUAAAGAUGGAAACGAUGGUGAUGUUGUGGAGGAGGAAGUAUCAUUAAUCAAGGGGUUGGAAAGGGUUGAUAUUGAUCAUGGGGAUGGUAAUAAUGGUGAGCUCUUGGAAAGGGAGUGUGGUAUAUGUCUACAAAGUCUAAAGGUUGAUGAUAAUGUUGCUAGGGCUAUUGAUAGUGGUGCUAUAACAAAGUCUCUUGUGAAGUUGCCUUGCAAACAUGUGUUUCAUGAGACUUGUGUGCUUAGAUGGUUUCAUACAAAAAAAAAACAUGUUUGCCCAUUUUGCCGGUUUGACUUGUCUCAGCUUGACGCUAGUGAUGAUUCUGAUGAUGAUAGUGAUGAUGAUUUUGAUGACAUUAAUGAUGAUUCUGAUGAUGAUAGUGAUGAUGAUUUUGAUGACAAUUCUGGUGACGAAGUGACGAUGAUUCUGAUGAUGGUAUGA
This is a messenger RNA of Chenopodium quinoa (quinoa), 552 nucleotides long. Its product is annotated as aspartic acid-rich protein-like. Lineage: Eukaryota; Viridiplantae; Streptophyta; Magnoliopsida; Caryophyllales; Amaranthaceae. Gene Ontology annotation, cellular component: cytoplasm. Gene Ontology annotation, biological process: protein ubiquitination. Gene Ontology annotation, molecular function: ubiquitin protein ligase activity. The record is from RefSeq and is a predicted model, not a curated record. The coding region runs from base 1 to 552 and encodes 183 amino acids. The transcript has 2 exons.